Lepus europaeus (European hare) is the source of this 571-nucleotide messenger RNA. It is a transcript of the gene RPL32, whose product is annotated as ribosomal protein L32. Bases 114 to 521 code for a protein of 135 amino acids. Gene Ontology annotation, biological process: translation. The transcript has 4 exons. The record is from RefSeq and is a predicted model, not a curated record. Gene Ontology annotation, cellular component: ribosome; cytosolic large ribosomal subunit. Gene Ontology annotation, molecular function: structural constituent of ribosome. Lineage: Eukaryota; Metazoa; Chordata; Mammalia; Lagomorpha; Leporidae.
GUACUCGCCCUUUCCCUGCCAGGACCCAGAGGUUACAUCCCAUCAGCCUUUGCGCACCCCCCUUCCUUCUCUUCCUCGGCGCUGCCUCCGGAGGUGGCGGCCUUCUCGGCACCAUGGCCGCCCUCAGACCCCUGGUGAAGCCUAAGAUCGUCAAAAAGAGGACCAAGAAGUUCAUCCGCCACCAGUCGGACCGCUAUGUCAAGAUUAAGCGUAACUGGCGGAAACCCAGAGGUAUUGACAACAGGGUGCGGAGAAGAUUCAAGGGCCAGAUCUUGAUGCCCAACAUUGGCUACGGGAGCAACAAGAAGACCAAGCACAUGCUGCCCAGCGGCUUCCGGAAGUUCCUGGUCCACAACGUCAAGGAGCUGGAGGUGCUGCUGAUGUGCAACAAAUCCUACUGUGCAGAGAUUGCUCACAACGUCUCCUCCAAGAACCGCAAGGCCAUUGUGGAGCGAGCGGCCCAGCUGGCCAUCAGGGUCACCAACCCCAACGCCAGGCUGCGCAGUGAAGAAAAUGAGUAGGCGGCUCGGGUGCGCAUUUUAUUUGUGUUUAAAUAAAACCUUGAAAACCA